This is a messenger RNA of Saccostrea echinata, 1062 nucleotides long. RefSeq names its product beta-1,3-galactosyltransferase brn-like. NCBI's taxonomy places the organism in Eukaryota, Metazoa, Mollusca, Bivalvia, Ostreida, Ostreidae. The transcript has a single exon. Bases 17 to 1024 code for a protein of 335 amino acids. Gene Ontology annotation, cellular component: membrane. Gene Ontology annotation, molecular function: UDP-glycosyltransferase activity; hexosyltransferase activity. The record is from RefSeq and is a predicted model, not a curated record.
AACCGUCGGAUAAAAAAUGAAGACUAUUUUGAAGUUCUUAUAUCCCGUCGUGGUAUUUCUGAUUGUGUUCAUGCUCACAUAUGUCCUUUUCUAUCGAAUGGCUAAAAAGUAUCAAAUUGUUCCUAAAAGUGAACCUAAGAAGACGGAUCUCGGCCUCGACUAUGAGACUGAAGAAGACAUCGAGGAAAUAGAAAUGCCUUCCUUUGAUAUCGAUUUGAAAUUAGUUAAAGCUGUAGAUAAGCUUCAACAACACCAGACUCCUGAUAUUGGACCAGUAAACUUAGAAAAAUUUAACUAUAUGCUAAAUCCGAGAGGUGCCUGUGAUGGAUUUCAGAAGGAGACCAAUGCUUCGUGUGUUCUCGUGUUGGUGAAAAGCGCCCCGGAUCACGCGCGCCUUAGGCAGUGGUUGAGAGUACUGAUGAAUGAUACCAUAGGCAAGUACGGCAAAAAUCUGCGAUUGCUUUUCUUGUUAGGAUUUUCCAAGAAGAAUAACAGGGAUAUUUAUCAAGAGGGCAUCAAAUACGGCGAUAUAAUUCAGAGAGAUUUCAUUGAUACGUACAGAAAUCUGACAUUCAAAACUAAAAUGGGCUACGAAUGGGCAUCGUCCUUUUGUAAGUCUGCCAGCUUUAUUGUAUUCCAAGAUGACGAUUUCUUCAUCAAUGUCAAGAACGUGUUCGACUUCCUUUCUCGGCAGUAUAAACCUGAUGACUUGUUUAUAGGAUAUCUGGUCCCCGCAGGGGCGUCAGUUGUCAGAGAACGAGCCAGUAAAUGGUUCGUGUCCAACAUUGUGUUUUCUAGUGAUGCUUUUCCUCCAUAUUUUCCUGGUGGUAGUUACUUUGUUAGUUCGAGAAUAGCAAAGAGAUUGACUCUGGCUUUCCCGUACGUACAGGAUAUUCCUGUUGAUGACGUAUACUUAGGACUCGUGGCAUCAAAACUGGGCAUUCCUCUAAAACAUUCUUCUCUCUUUGAUUUUGCAAACUGUCAAAAUUGGAAUAAAUGUUUGGCAUGUAAAGCCUUUAUAUAAAACAUGAUGAUUGUUUUAUGAUUUCGUAUUCCAUUCAU